Molecule: messenger RNA, 606 nt
Organism: Alternaria atra
Lineage: Eukaryota; Fungi; Ascomycota; Dothideomycetes; Pleosporales; Pleosporaceae
Exons: 2
Coding region: 1-606 (201 amino acids)
Source: RefSeq, a predicted model, not a curated record
AUGGAGUUAGAUAGCUUCGAGUUGCUUGCCUUCUUUCUGUGCACGAGUAUGUUUGGCCUUCUCUUUUCGGUUUGGUCCGAGACCGAGCUCAUCGCCGACCGCGAGAUUACUCUCUUGAUCGCAGUCUUCAUCACAGUCGUGAUCGCGCUUCUCGCGCGUCUAUCCACCAAUAGAGCGCUCACAAACUUCCUUACGGAUAACGUAGGUGGGGUUCAUGAGAAGCAGCUUCGAGAUCUUACCGAAGCCCAUCGUCGCCAUAUUGCGAGCCUAAAGCACGAGAGCAAUCGCGAGCAUCUUCGCCUUCGAAGCGAUGUCAACAUUGCCGCGCUCAAAUUUGACCGCCUGUACAACGAGCAUGACUACAUCUCUAGCAUGUACCAAGAGCAGAUGCAACAUAGCCAAGAGCAGGAGGAUCGCAUCCAAUACCUCGAGAAAAAGCUCCAGGAGUUCGGUCAGUCUACGCCCGCCACUCGCGCUCCUUUCUCGGCGCCACCUUCGCAGAUCAGAUUUUCCGAUCCACCACGUCGCCAGCGUCCUAACGAUGAUUUUCGUUUUACUACUUCGGCGGCUCCACUAACUCAGGUCGUUGAGACUGAGGACGAGUAA